AUGUUUCAUAAGAGAAGUAGCCUGGGAGGCAGAAAAGUCUCUCCUCCUCAACCAACAUGUAUGACCGCUGAGCAAAAAUCUACCUACCUCGAUAAUCUGCGAAAUAAUCGGCCAGGAAGGCCUACUGGCUCACGGCCUCCACCAUUCCCUACGAGAAAUCAUGCCUCCUCAACCGCUCGGGUAUCUUUAACUCGGUCCGACUCAGCCCCAACCAUUUCCUCAUCCACAGACGAAGCUCAACAGAACGAGUCUCGGAGUGAGGAUGUAGCGGCAACCCUCCCCAAAUCAGUCUCUUUCUCUUCCACUUGUUCUGUAAAGGGUCGACCAUUGGCUCAACCUCCUACCAGCGAUCGCCCCGUUCUCCGUGGAAGAAAGGUGUCUCCCACGGCAACUGUUCAAAUUCCACGGCCUUUGGAUGACGCAGUCUAUUAUGAGUCAGCUAGUCGGAGAUUGGAAAAAGAGGAGGCCCACAAUCUUCGAGAGGCGUUAGAGCUGAUUGACCACAAGGACGAGGAAAGGAGAAUCUACGAGGCGGCCCAGAGUGAAGCCGCCGAUUUAGUAUGGAAGCAUCGGAAUACCAAAGCGGCGGAAGACGAGAAGACCGCCGCAUAUCGAAACCCUGACCUCAAGCUCAAGGAGAAGACACAAAGCGGUGAACGACGCCAAGUCAGCGGCUCGCGGAAGGUGUCUUUCCCAACUUCCGAGAGCAAAAUUUAUGAAGAACCGGGGCAAACGGAAGGCGUGUCGCCGCCAUCUGUCGAAGCCUCUGGUACCGGAAUGCCUUUAAGGGUCAAGUCUGGCAACACGCUGCCAUGGUUGAGAAAGAAGACCUUUGACAAGCCUGAAACCGAUCCCAUUCCGGACCGAACCAAAUUUGACCGAUUCGAAAUUCACAGAAAUCCGCCUACGCAAUCACGAAAUGCUGAAUAUACGGCCAAUAACCCUCCCAGUGUCCCGACCAUCGAUGUCAUUGAAGAAGUUGACACGCCAAAGUCGUCUUCUGGCACGUUGGAAAUCCGAAGCGAGGAAAUUCGAGCGGCCACAAGUAUGAGGAGGAAAGAUCGAAGCCCGAAUCUUCCUACACCCACCGCUGUGAGUGAUCAACUGGGUCGGCCCAUUGUGAGCUUCAAUCCAUCAUGGAGACCUCCGAGCGACUCACCGAGAGCAAGUCCGGAUAUCGACAGGCCGACGAUGAAGUUGACAGAGUCAUCUCCGAUGGCCAAAUCUGAAGAGAAACCAUUGCCCAGAUUAACAUCCACGGAGUCGGACGUCGCAGUCUCUGCCCCUACCAUUCCCACAGUAAACAAUCAGCAGGAAAAGCCAUCUGCCAGGCCACCUCCAGCGAUUCCAGAAAUGACCGUGUCUGCUCCGGCCGUGCCAGCGAUACAUUUUCCAGAGAGCGGCCCGGAGAUUCCGUCAACUAGUCUCCAGCCAGACGACACCAAAGAACAUGCCAGACCACUGCCCAACCAUUCGGCGACAGAACCUCUCAAGGGGGCCGCACCCCACAAAACACCGUCCAAUCGUCUGCCAUGGCUCCAUCGACACUCCAUGCCAACAGUCUCCUGUUCAAGUUGUGCUCUUCCCAUUUCCGGUCGCAUAGUUACCGCCUCUGGCUCCAACACAAGCAGUCUCAAAGCCCGCUUCCAUCCUGAAUGCUUCACAUGCCAUCACUGCUCAUCCCCAUUGGAAUGCGUCUCCUUCUACCCAGAACCUGAAGAAAAACGUCUCGCACGGGUGGAGAGCUUAGGAAUUGAGCCAGGCUCUCCAGAGGCGGCCAAUGAUCCCCUGCGAUUUUAUUGCCACCUGGACUUCCACGAAUUCUUCUCCCCCCGCUGCCGCUCCUGCAAAACCCCAAUCGAAGGCGAGGUCAUCGUGGCAGCCGGCGCGGAAUGGCACGUGGGACAUUUCUUCUGCGCCGAAUGUGGUGACCCGUUCGACAGCACGACUCCAUUUGUCGAACAUGACAACUAUGCCUACUGCGUCUCUUGCCACACGAAACGCACCUCGGCGCGAUGCAGGGAAUGCAAGCAACAAAUUCUGGACGAAUUGACCGUCGAGGCCCUUGGAGGUAAGUAUCAUGAACACUGUUUCGUGUGCUUCGAGUGCGGCGGUGGCUUCGGUGAAGAAGGAAGGUUCUUCAUCCGCGACGUCGACGUCAAGCCUACCGAGAAGGAGAUGAGGAAAGGCAUUUUGCGAAAGGUCGAAGAGAAGGCUGUUUGUGGACCAUGUGAGGAGAGGAGGCUGAAGGCGUAA
Messenger RNA from Rhinocladiella mackenziei CBS 650.93, 2256 nucleotides. RefSeq lists its product as uncharacterized. Gene Ontology annotation, molecular function: transcription coregulator activity. Lineage: Eukaryota; Fungi; Ascomycota; Eurotiomycetes; Chaetothyriales; Herpotrichiellaceae. Gene Ontology annotation, cellular component: Z disc; nucleus. The transcript has 2 exons. The record is from RefSeq and is a predicted model, not a curated record. Bases 1 to 2256 code for a protein of 751 amino acids.